This is a messenger RNA of Miscanthus lutarioriparius, 1527 nucleotides long. The record is from the annotation of a GenBank genome assembly. Lineage: Eukaryota; Viridiplantae; Streptophyta; Magnoliopsida; Poales; Poaceae.
AUGAUCGCACAAGGCCUCCGCAGAUCCAGCGCCGCCUCCUCCCAGGUUAGCAGGCUGGUGAAAUACAUUGCUAGUGCUAGAAGCUUGCAAGGGGACAGUUUUUCAGAGUCACCUGCCAGAUAUUACAGUUCUGAACCUUCACUUCAGGCGACAGAAGAAAAUGGGUUUAAGGGGCAUAGCAUGCUGGCUCCAUUCACAGCAGGAUGGCAGAGCACUGAUUUACAUCCAUUGGUUAUAGAGAGAUCAGAGGGUUCUUACGUUUAUGACAUCAAUGGGAAGAAGUAUAUUGAUGCUCUUGCGGGAUUGUGGUGUACAGCUUUAGGUGGUAAUGAGCCUCGACUAGUCAAAGCGGCAACUGAGCAAUUAAACAAAUUACCAUUCUAUCAUUCCUUUUGGAACCGUACAACCAAACCCUCAUUGGACCUUGCAAAUGAUAUUCUCAGCAUGUUCACUGCAAGGGAAAUGGGAAAGGUGUUCUUCACAAAUAGUGGUUCAGAAGCAAAUGACUCCCAGGUUAAACUAGUGUGGUAUUAUAACAAUGCACUGGGAAGGCCAGACAAGAAGAAAUUUAUUGCUCGCUCAAAAUCGUACCAUGGAUCAACCUUGAUUGCAGCUAGUCUGUCAGGUCUGCCAGCGCUUCAUCAAAAGUUCGAUCUACCAGCACCUUUUGUCCUGCACACAGACUGCCCUCACUACUGGCGAUUCCGUCUUCCUGAUGAGACAGAAGAAGAGUUUUCAACUAGACUUGCAAACAAUUUGGAGAAUCUUAUCCUCAAAGAAGGACCUGAAACAAUUGCUGCUUUCAUUGCUGAACCUGUAAUGGGUGCUGGUGGUGUUAUCCUUCCUCCAAAGACCUAUUUUGAGAAGAUUCAAGCAGUUCUGAAGAAGUAUGACAUCUUGUUAAUUGCGGAUGAGGUCAUUACUGCAUUUGGAAGACUAGGGACAAUGUUUGGAUGUGAUAUGUAUAACAUUAAACCAGAUCUUGUCUCCAUAGCUAAGGCUCUUUCUUCUGCAUAUAUGCCAAUUGGAGCAAUUCUUGUUAGCCCAGAAAUAACGGAUGUAAUCUAUUCGCAGAGCAAUAAACUUGGUUCUUUUGCUCAUGGCUUUACAUACUCGGGACAUCCAGUUUCUUGUGCUGUUGCUGUAGAAACCUUGAAGAUAUAUAAGGAAAGGAAUAUUAUAGAACAUGUUAACAAGAUUGCUCCAAGGUUCCAGGAGGGAAUCAAGGCCUUCUCAGGAAGCCCAAUUGUUGGGGAGAUACGUGGUCUGGGACUGAUACUUGGAACUGAGUUUGUUGACAACAAAUCUCCAACUGAUCCAUUCCCAGCUGAAUGGGGUGUUGGUUCGAUCUUUGGUGCUGAGUGUGAGAAGCGUGGGAUGCUCAUCAGGGUGGCUGGCGAUAGCAUCAUGCUGUCACCCCCACUGAUCAUGACUCCCAAUGAAGUUGAAGAAAUCAUAAGCAAAUUUGGUGAUGCCCUGAAGGCCACAGAGGAAAGGAUUGGAGAACUUAAAUCCAAGAAGAAUUAG